Molecule: messenger RNA, 2247 nt
Organism: Arvicanthis niloticus (Nile rat)
Lineage: Eukaryota; Metazoa; Chordata; Mammalia; Rodentia; Muridae
Gene: Rpap3
Product: RNA polymerase II associated protein 3
Cellular component (GO): protein folding chaperone complex
Molecular function (GO): protein binding
Source: RefSeq, a predicted model, not a curated record
GAUCUCCGGAGCCACGGUCCCGAGAGCGGCGGACCUGCCGCCUCCUUCAGGCCAGGACUUUGCAGGACACGAUGACUUCGACGAGUAAGGCGGUUGAAUUGCAGCUCCAGGUGAAGCACAAUGCAGAGGAACUGCAGGAUUUCAUGAGGGACCUGGAGCACUGGGAGAAGGACAUGAAGCAGAAGGAUCUGGAGCUGAGAAGGCAGAGUGGCGUUCCUGAGGAGAAUUUACCUCCUAUUCGAAAUGGGAAUUUUAGGAAAAAGAAGAAAGGUAAAACUAAAGAUUCUUCCAAAAAAACCAAAGAAGAAAACACAAAAAACAGAAUAAAGUCUUUCGAUUAUGAUGCCUGGGCAAAACUUGAUGUGGACAGUAUUCUUGAUGAGCUUGACAAAGAAGACAGCACCCAUGAUUCUGUGUCCCAGGAGUCAGAGUCGGACGAAGAUGGUGUUCGUGUGGAUGCCCAGAAGGCUCUUGUUCUAAAAGAAAAGGGCAAUAAGUACUUCAAGCAAAGAAAAUAUGAUGAAGCCAUUGAAUGCUACACGAAAGGCAUGAAUGCCGACCCUUACAAUCCUGUGCUGCCAACAAACAGAGCGUCCGCGUACUUCAGACUAAAGAAAUUUGCUGUCGCUGAGUCUGACUGUAAUUUGGCAAUUGCCUUAAGCAGGAAUUACACCAAGGCUUACGCCAGAAGAGGUGCUGCUCGGUUUGCUCUGCAGAAGUUAGAGGACGCCAGAAAAGAUUAUGAGAAAGUGUUAGAACUGGAACCAGAUAACUUUGAAGCAACAAACGAGCUCAGGAAAAUUAAUCAGGCUUUAACAUCCAAGGAGAACUCACGUCCCAAAGAAGCUGCUGCUGUGAGCAAGCCAGCUGCAGGAGAGAAAAAAACCACUGAAGACCAGCGGGGCAGGCAGAAGGCCAUCGCAGAGAAAGACCUGGGCAAUGGGUUUUUCAAAGAGGGGAAAUAUGAACAAGCAAUUGAAUGCUACACCCGAGGAAUAGCAGCGGACAACACCAACGCCCUACUCCCAGCUAACAGAGCAAUGGCCUAUCUCAAGAUUCAGAAAUAUGAAGAAGCUGAAAGAGACUGCACACAAGCUAUCUUACUAGAUGGUUCCUAUUCAAAAGCGUUUGCCAGAAGAGGAGCUGCAAGAACAUUUUUGGGAAAGAUCAAUGAGGCUAAGCAAGACUUUGAGACUGUUUUACUUCUGGAACCUGGAAAUAAGCAAGCAGCGACCGAGCUUUCCAGAAUCAAAAAGGAAUUAAUUGAGAAAGGACGCUGGGAUGAUGUCUUUCUUGACUCCACACAGAGACACAAUGUGGUGAAGCCCGUAGAUAAUCCCCCUCAUCGUGUGUUACCGAAAGCACUCAGGAAGGUGUUUAUUGAAGAAACUGGCAAUUUGAUAGAGACUGUUGAUGCAGCAGAUAGUUCUGCCACUGUCCCCGAGAUGGAUCGAGCGAUGGCAGCUGUGGGCACUGGAAGCAAGAAGAAUUCAAGCCAGGGCGUCUCUUUGCCUGCAGGGGAUACUCCAAGAGCCAAAGUGUUGAAGAUAGAAGCGAUCAGUGAGACUUCAGCCCCGCCAGCACAGGUGGACGUGAAGCAGGCCGUGCGUCAGCCUGUGAGUGAGAAGGCCUCUGUGAGGGCAGAGCAGCCGCCGCCGGAUCAGUUGGCCACUGCAGUUCUGCCUCCAGUUCCUGCCAACUCCUUCCAGCUCGAGGCUGACUUCAGACAGCUGAGAAGUUCCCCAGAGAUGCUCUAUCAGUAUGUAAAGAAAAUUGAACCAUCUUUGUAUCCGAAGUUGUUUCAGAAAAACCUAGAUCCAGAUGUAUUCAAUCAAAUCAUUAAAGUUUUACAUGACUUUUACAUUGAGAGGGAAAAACCAACUCUCAUCUUUGAAGUCUUAGAAAGACUUUCUCAACUGAGAAGGUUUGACAUGGCGGUGAUGUUUAUGUCAGGACCUGAGCGAAAGCUCACAAAUGUAUUAUUCAAUCACUUAGAAAAAUCAGAACUGAAGGAGGAUUCUAUUGAAGAACUCAAGAAAAGAUACGGCGGCUGACCUCCAUGCUUGGACUUUGCUGCCGCCUCUGUAUACGGUUACUGUCCUUCCUGAAAUCAAGUGUUUGGCUUUUUACGAAAGUGAAACCUUACCUGAGAGGACUUUCCUCUCUCUGGAUGGCUGUUGAUUCAUUGUAAGUGUUCUGUGGCCUAACUAGUGAGAAAUGCUUCAAAUAAACUAAGUUUUUAUGAGA